Molecule: messenger RNA, 5580 nt
Organism: Phaedon cochleariae (mustard beetle)
Lineage: Eukaryota; Metazoa; Arthropoda; Insecta; Coleoptera; Chrysomelidae
Source: the annotation of a GenBank genome assembly
AUGAGGAGAGUCAGCCAGGCAGACCUGUUGACUUACGGGGGCCUACCGCCACCCCCUUUGCAUCAUUUGUAUGAACCGACUAUCAAGGAUAAGAUGUGUUUCCAUUCCAUUACAGUAAUGAAGCCAUUCCAAAAUUAUUCAUUUGAAGAACUUCGUUUCACUUCACCACCUGUAAAGAGAUCAGGUGAAAAUAUGUUGGUUCGUCCGAAUUCUGAUGGUUCCUACAGUGCUACUUGGACUCCAGCAUCUAUUGGUUGUUACUCUAUAGUAGUAAAUAUUGACGGAUAUGAUAUGGAAGAGAUCUUCAAAGUAGAGGUGAACGAACCACCUCAAGGAAUGACGCCACCAAAUCAGAAUACCGCCAAAAAGUCUGAGCAUCAACCCAGCAAGUUGAGAAAAUUCGUUGCCAAAAACUCUGCAGGGCUCAGAGUGAGAGCACACCCUUCAUUGCAAAGCGAACAAAUAGGAGUUGUGCAUGUUAAUGGGACUAUAGCUUUCAUUGAUGAGGUUAAGAAUGAUUCUAUAGUAAUUGGGGAUUCAUUUAGACCUUUUUUUUAUUCGAAAAACAAAUCGGCAAAUACAAGUGUGAAUUACCAAGUUAUCAAAUGUGGGGCAUCUGGUCACAACGUCAGAAGCCGUCCAAGUUUCAAAGCACCUCCAGUAGGAAUGUUGGUACUAGGAAACAGAGUAGGUGUCACUGAAUACACUGUUAACUCAGACGGCUGUUGGGUUAUGUUAGAUAAAGCCACCAAAGAUAAAUAUUGUUUCAAUUCUGAUUCAGAAGCUUGGUCUCUAGCAAUUGGUCACAAUAAUGUUUUGUAUCUGGGAAACAUCAACGAAACAGAAGAAUAUCCGAAGUUGACUCAAGAGAUCGAUGCUUCCAGGAAACAAAAAAGGGGUUUCAAUUUUUCUCUCAAAUCAAAUGAAUCUAGCUUCUCAUUCUCAGCUCAGAGUUCUUCUGAUAAGGAAGACGUUAUUUCAACUAAUCCUUUCAUUUUUGGAGAAAGUCCGCCUCCCGAGAGGAAACCUUCAAAGAAAGAUAAAAAGGAGAGCAAACUGAGUAGCCUUCCAAAAUGGUUCAAGAGUGAAGAUUCUAAAAAUGAAUUGCAUUCUCCGAUAAGGCCGCCUAGUGAAGGUGGAGCAAAUGGUAAUGGAAUAACCCCUCCAGAUACACCCAAAAGAUCACAGAGCCCUAGAGGCCCAAAUUCGUCUCCUAAAAUUUCGAGUAGGAGUUCCAGCCCUGUUGCAAUUCCCUUAUGCGGUACUGGAAAUGAGACAACAGCAAGAAGAGGCUCAAAUCAGUCAGACACUAGCGCGCUGGUAAGCAGUCUGACGAGAGACGUGUCACAGUCACCUAGUCAAGCCACCCAACCGAGAGAGAUGUCACCCAGUCCAAGCUGUAGUUCAGUACACACCAACAGAUCAGAAUCGAGUCCACUACAUACACCAUACUCGAAAGAAGUCACUGAUUUGGAUCAGAGCCCCAAAAUACUCACUCAAACUGGUACUCAAACAUCACCUGAGAACUGCAACAACAUUCCAAUCAAAACGAACUUUUCCAUUGGAGCUGCAGGAAAGGAAGAAAAACUUUCCCCAAAAAUGUCACGCAAAGAUAGGAGCGUUGCAAAAAUCAGACCUAAAAGGGCAAUUUCACCAGCUAAUAUGCAGCAGUUGCCAGCAAGUACAAAAAUCAGUUAUGGAUCCGAAACAGCUAAACAAGCAAUGAGUCCUUCAGUAGCCGAAUCUUUAAGAGCUGUCUUUGCUGCUUUCUUAUGGCAUGAAGGUAUCGUUCAUGAUGCAAUGGCUUGUGCAUCUUUCCUAAAAUUCCACCCAACACUUCCCAAACAGGGUGCCCCAGUGGUGACCCGUCAACAAGACAGCCUCAUGGGGAGGCACAAAGAACUAACCAAAGAAGAAAAGGCAAGACAAAGACAUUCAGUUGAAGUCAGCAAUGCAGGCAACUAUCUACACAUCCAACCGUCGACUUUAGAAUCUCUCACUCGAUCUGCUGCAAAUGCAAGUGCAAAUAGAAAUAGAAGGAAGGUUAAUGAGGGAGUGAUAAAGGAAGAAACUAGCACUGAUAGCUACGGUUAUCAAACAAUUUCGGUACUUCCUCCCGCGCUCAAAUCAUUGGUGUAUUUAUGGGAAGAACUAACCUCAAAUUGUCUUCAAUUAGUGACGCAACAAGUUGGUGGCGAUAGUCCAGAUAAGGGAAAGAAGAGUGAUAAGAAUGAUAGUAGGGAGAAGAACAGUCAUCUUGAGAAGGAGUCUAGAAAAUGUAGAAAAAAGAAGAUACCUUCACGAAACUAUUUAGAAGAUUUAGGUGGUAUUUCCAGCUACCUGCAAUCAUCUGGUGUAGAAACGUUAUGUGAGCUAUGCGGGGAAAGCUUUCCGCAUCCCGUCACCUACCAUAUGCGCCAAAUUCACACUGGAUGUGGUCAACAUGCCGGAGGCAAAGGUUACAAUUCCGGCGGGAGUUAUUGCCUCGGAUGGGCUGGAAACUGUGGCGAUGGAGGAAUCCAAAAAUAUAUGAAGUCUGAUCGAGGAGGAAAACCAUCGAACUUUCGCCAAAAACCAUCAGUCGACCGUAGAAAUGUGUCAACAAAAUCUCUGUCAUCUCCUUGCACCAGUCUAGAACCGCACAUAAUAAUGAAAAACAAUGCCAUGUUCUUGUUGGACUUGGCAAGCUCUGCAGAACCGAAUAUAUCUCACCAAAGGCGGUCUUCUGCAAACAUAAUGCCCUCUGUUUCCGAGAACAUGUCACCUCCCGACUGUUCGGGGCCUUUCGGACCGCCUCCUUCCUUCCAGUGUUUGCAAGCCCUUGGGGCUAACUUGGCAGAUGAACCUUCCUUUUAUGGGGAUGUGUUACGAAAGUAUGAUUUCAUGGACAAUUUCGGUGUGGGGCCAUCUUCGUCCGGUCAGAGGCCCCUUUCUGAGGUUUCUGCAUCAGACGAUUCAGACAGUAACAAAGGACUAAGAUUCCAUAGAUCUGUAUCUAUGGGAACGAACGGUAUUCCUUGGUCGAAAGCUGGUUAUGAUGGAAGGAUUAUCAUGAUGAGAAAAAGAAAUAACAGUAGUUGUGAAAUAGUAAAUGAGGGAGGUUCUUCUUUGCUCUGUAAUCCUUCUAGUGCACUUCAGAAGUUGAUUCCAAAUAAAUAUAACCUUUCUGCAGUGAUUGCCAAAACAGAUCCAAACAACGCUGUCGAUAACAGUGACCGACUCGCAUUACUACAAAGACCAGUGUUACAAUUUUUGUUGCAGCAACAUGAUCUGGAGUCAUUGCAACUCGCAAUGAAGCAAGCGUUGAGAAAAGCAACAUGUCGUGUCUAUGCGAUGCAAGCUCUGAACUGGUUGUUACGUUCUGUAACCCAACCUGUGUGUCUACAUGACUUACUAUGGUGGUUUGUAACUUCUUUGACACCUAUAGAAAGUGAUAAUGAACUAGAAGACGAUAAUAGGGUACCAAAAAGAGAAGAUGAAAUGGAAUUACACGUAUGCGAGCAUCCACUUUCAGAUAUAACAAUUGCCGGUGAAGCUGUCCACCCUUUACCUAGCACAUUCCAUGCCCUUUUACAAACCAUAGCUGACCUUAUGGUACUACUUCCAAUGGGCUCAGCUCUGCAACAAAUCGCAAUUCGUUGUUGGGGAAUAAGAUUCACUUCUGCUGAUCACUCAUUUUUGCAUCGUUCUCAAGUAUUUAGCAACAUUAGUAAAAUUUUAUCAAGGAGUGAAGAAAUGGAAGAUUUUACUGUCUCGAUGCAUGAAAGCCAUCAAAGUGCUAUGAAUCAAAUAACUGCUACUGUUGAGUGUCUGAAAGAUCUGACCUCAACAAUCGAGAUAAAAGCUUCAAGUCGACAAGCUAUGGUUGGGAGUUUGACAGAUAAUUCUACAGAAACAUUUUGGGAGUCUGGCGAUGAGGACAGAAAUAAGACGAAAAGUAUCACGGUCAUUUGUCCUCAGGGGCAUCAUCCUAUUUUGAUUUGCAUACAUAUUGAUAACUGCAGAGACUUGGGUAAUAAAAUAUCUUCGAUUACAUUUUAUUCGGGACAAAAUACUGACGAGUUGAUAAAACUCAGGACUGUUGAAGUUGAAACUAGAUUAUUGGGAGGUUGGGUUAGUUGUCCUAUAACAGGGCCUGACAACUCUGUACGAGUUCGCCAAAUCCGAGUCCUCGGCAACAUAGAAAGUGAAUCUCUUAGAGUGUGCAAACAGUAUUCAGCCUGUACCCUCCAGCAGAAAUACUGCGAGGCGGAAACUCUUAGAGUCUUUCGUCUCAUAACGUCGCAGGUGUUCGGCAAAUUGCUGCAGGGGGAGGAUGGCCUGAACGUCAACAGUGUGGAUACUCAUACGGGGUCGUUUUCGAUGAGCGAAAGUGGGGAUCCCAAUGAGGAGAGCAAUGAUUUGAGAGAGCACGUGGUUGGGAUCCUAUUUAGUAGGAGUAAACUGACACAUUUGCAGAAGCAAGUGAUCGUUCAUAUUGUCCAAGCAAUCAGAAAAGAAACUGAAAGGGUUCAUGAAGAAUGGGAAUCAAACCUAUGUACUUCUUCAGCUUUCUCUAACCAAAGUCAGGAAGGAACAAAAAAUUCUGAUACCUACUGUUUUGAAAUGCUAUCCAUGGUAUUGGCACUGUCUGGAAGCUCUGUUGGUCGAACCUAUCUUUCUCAUCAAUAUGGGUUACUUGGAGAUAUCCUAACUUUACUACAUACAGGAAGUGCAAGAGUGCAAAGACAAGUCACCUCUUUGUUGAGAAGAAUGUUACCAGAAAUAUCACCUGAGGCAUUUGCGAAAGUUGUGGGUGUGAAAAAAUUACCUGCAAGAGAUUUCAGCAUCGUGUCAGUAUCUAAUAAAGAUUCCAUCUCUGGACAUUUUGAGGUUAAUCAGUUAGGAGUACUGGACGUUUUCCUGAGUAUCAUUGCGAAAUCUUUAACUCUACAAGUGAAAGUAAGGGGUAAAACUGGCAACGGAACAACUCCGAAAGAAAUCAACACUGUAACUUUGGCUACUUCAAUUCAACCAAGAGAUGCUCUAGGAGCAAGAUGGUGGCUAAGAGGUUCAGUCAGUAAGAAACUUGCCGAAGUUAUAGUGCAACUCAUAAAAGACAUGGCUGCUGUUUGCAAAGAAGAGGAAGAAGCUAUAAAAGUUGAAUUACAUGAAGGCUGUGGCAGAACGAAACUAUUUUGGCUGUUGGCCCUAGCAGAUCCUAGGACAUUGAAAGCAUUGAUAGAAUUUAGAGAAGGAGGUACUCGUACAAAGGCAGUUGGCAUAAGUGGUGUAUGCAGAUUUUGUGGUACCACUGGAAAUUCUGGUUUACUAGCUAUCGGGAAUGUUUGUGCAGAUCAUGAAUGUCAGGAAUAUGGUCGUACUGCAUGUUGCAAAUUUCUCAAUUGUGGCCAUAUGUGUGGUGGAGUUUUGGGCGAAACGAAAUGCCUACCAUGUCUGCAUGGUUGUUCAGGUGAUAGUAGUUUGAGACAAGAUUCGGAUGAUAUGUGUAUGAUUUGUUUCACGGAGGCACUAUCAUGUGCACCUGCGAUUCAGUCCGUCAAAAGUACAGAUAACCUGGAUAACGCUGUGUCGGCGUGA